UCGAGAAAUGUUCUCUCAUGUUUGAACUUGAAGAUGUCAUCGUUGGAAGACCAUUCGAUUUAUCGGAAAAAAUGAAACUCAACGUCCAGGGUCCCCGCUGUGGUUUCAAGGACACCCUAUAGAAAGUUCAUUCACAUUUGGUCUGUGUUUACUUGAAUUUGAUCUGGAGAGCAAUCGAGUUUGAACGCGCGGAUGGAGUGUUGAGCUCGUGAAAUUAUUCCAGGCGCUUGCGCACACCAAAACCCCGAAGAAGUCGUUGAGCGCGAUGGGAGAUGCACGCAGAAAUUCGCCCACAUUUAUCAGUAGACUUUGCUCUUGUAACGCUGUCGGAGCGGAGGCAGUUUUUCAUUGUUUUAUUCCCCGAUUCCGAGCCCUCGAUAGAACACCGAAGAAUUUCCAUUUGUUCAGGAAUUUUUUGCUUCUUGAGAUUUUGCGAGCUCUUCAAUCCACCGUGGUUACGUUUUGCGUGCGAAUAAAAGAGCAGUCAUGAAGAUCGCUAUCGUCGGUGGUGGUGCGGUUGGAAUAACGACUGCGUUGCAGUUGAAAGAUGAAUUUAGGAAUUCUGACAUCACGGUACACGCCGCGAGCUUCGAUGACACUACCAGUCACGUGGCUGCUGGCAUUUUCAGGGUCGGUACUUCGUACUCCGGACCUACUGAGGAAUUAACGAGAACAUGGAUCAAUGAUUCGUGGAAGUACUACGACGAAAUUCGAAAAUCGAGAGAAUCAGCGAAAGCCGGUAUCGCAAACAUGUCUUGUUACAUGUUCGCCAAUUCCCGGCCACAGGCGGUCAGAAACGACUGGAUGGAACGACUCUUUCCAGUCUACAGGCUCAUUGAUGAAACAGAAUUCAAGAUCGUUGGCGGCGAAUGGAAAUACGGAGCUUACUUCGAGACCAUGAUAACGAGAUGCGAGUCUUUUUUGCCCUGGGCUAGAAACAAGCUCCAAGAAAAGGGCGUGAAAUUUGUCGAAAAAGAAAUACAAUCGUUCGGGGAACUGAGCGACAGUCACAAUUUGAUAAUGAACUGCACUGGGCUUGCCUCGAGAGAACUGUGCAACGACAAACGCGUCGUUCCGAUUCGAGGCCAAAUUACCAGGAUCAGAGCGCCCUGGAUAAAAACCGCCUUCUACGGAGAAUUGGACACUUAUAUUGUGCCAGCAUUAGACGGCAGCGUGAUUCUCGGUGGGUCCCGAGGGUACGAUUCGAACAAUAAAGAAGUGUGCUCGUACGAGGCAGCAGCGAUUUACGACAGAAGCGUUAAGCUUCUACCCUCGAUUAAAAAAGCUCCAAUUCUGGGUCACUCGGUGGGUUUGAGACCGCACAGAGAAAAUAACGUGAGAGUCGAAAUGGAAAAAAUGACAAAGGGAAACUCCAAUUGCACGAUUGUCCAUAAUUACGGUCAUGGCGGGUAUGGCGUUUGCACGGCACCGGGAACCGCGAAGUUCGCAAUCAGUCUCGCGAAAUCGGCUCACACGGCAUCCGGCUCUAAAUUGUAACAGAAAAUAAAUAAAUUUAUCGUUCUUUCGAGUUAGAUGACCGACGAAUAAUAACUAAAUUCGGAAUUACUUGCUAGCAAAAUCAGCUGGUUUUUAAAAAUAUUUUCAAACGAAAAUAUGUUUUUUGAAGAUUGAGUAUUUUUUGUUUAGUAUCAAAAUACAUGUUUUAUUGACGAAUUAACACGAGACAGUAAUACAACACGAACUAAUACUGCA
Molecule: messenger RNA, 1713 nt
Organism: Venturia canescens
Lineage: Eukaryota; Metazoa; Arthropoda; Insecta; Hymenoptera; Ichneumonidae
Gene: Daao1
Product: D-amino acid oxidase 1
Exons: 6
Coding region: 487-1497 (336 amino acids)
Biological process (GO): D-amino acid catabolic process
Cellular component (GO): cytoplasm
Molecular function (GO): FAD binding; D-amino-acid oxidase activity
Source: RefSeq, a predicted model, not a curated record